Drosophila ficusphila is the source of this 812-nucleotide messenger RNA. Its product is annotated as trypsin iota. The coding region runs from base 13 to 771 and encodes 252 amino acids. Gene Ontology annotation, molecular function: serine-type endopeptidase activity. The record is from RefSeq and is a predicted model, not a curated record. Lineage: Eukaryota; Metazoa; Arthropoda; Insecta; Diptera; Drosophilidae. Gene Ontology annotation, biological process: proteolysis. The transcript has a single exon.
UUGGCUUUCGACAUGACUGCUUACGGCUUAGUUGUUUCGGUUUUGGUCCUCCUGCUCCUCGGAGAGGCGGCGAGUGCAGACGCCAGUGGACGGAUAGUGGGCGGCGAUGACCAGGUGAUUCGUAACGCCCCUUGGCAGGUGUCCAUUCAGAUCAGUGCGCGUCACGAAUGCGGCGGAGUCAUCUACAGCAAGGAGAUCGUCAUCACGGCUGGACACUGUCUGCACGGGAAGUCGGUGACCCUGAUGAAGGUGCGCGUGGGAGCACAGAACCACAACUACGGCGGAACAUUGGUUCCCGUGGCGGCGUACAAAGUCCACGAGCAGUUUGAUUCCACGUUCCUGCACUUCGACAUUGCUGUGUUGCGUCUUUCCACUCUACUGACCUUUGGCCUCUCUACGCGAGCCAUUAAUUUGGCCAGGGUGAGUCCCUCCGCCGGAUCAACGGCCACCGUCACCGGUUGGGGCAAUACGGAUAAUGGUGCCCUCGCCGAAACCCUUCAGAAGGCCCAGCUGCAGAUCAUCGAUCGAGCGGAGUGUGCCUCACUGAAGUAUGGCUACGGUGCUGACUUUGUGGGCGAGGAAACUAUUUGUGCUGCCACCACUGACGCGGAUGCCUGCACAGGUGACUCUGGUGGUCCUCUGGUGGCCAACAGCCAGCUGGUGGGCAUUGUAUCCUGGGGCUACGAGUGUGCAAACGAGAACUACCCCGGUGUCUACGCCGAUGUGGCCAUCUUACGGUCCUGGAUUGUCAAGGCAGCGAAUGCCAUAUAAACGGGCUAUUCAAAAUAAAAAGCAUGUUUAAAAAUCCAAAA